ACCCCCCCUGGUGUCGGCUGGGGGAACUGAAGCGGCCAACACUGUACGUACAACAGCAGUGUGAAGAUGGCGGAGGGUGAAUUGAACGUGGAUAGCCUCAUCUCUCGGCUGUUGGAAGUGCGGGGAUGUCGCCCGGGGAAGAUAGUCCAGAUGACAGAGGCGGAGGUGCGGGGUCUUUGCAUCAAAUCCAGGGAGAUCUUCCUCAGCCAACCCAUCCUGCUGGAGCUGGAAGCGCCCCUGAAGAUCUGUGGUGAUAUUCAUGGGCAGUACACAGACCUAUUGAGGCUGUUUGAAUAUGGUGGCUUCCCUCCAGAGGCAAAUUACCUUUUCCUGGGUGAUUAUGUAGACAGAGGGAAACAAUCCCUGGAAACCAUUUGCCUUCUGCUUGCCUACAAGAUCAAAUACCCAGAGAACUUUUUCCUGCUCAGGGGCAACCAUGAGUGUGCUUCCAUCAACCGCAUCUAUGGGUUCUACGACGAGUGCAAGCGCAGGUUCAACAUCAAGUUGUGGAAGACUUUCACUGACUGCUUUAACUGCCUCCCCAUUGCUGCUAUUAUUGAUGAGAAAAUCUUCUGCUGCCAUGGAGGGCUGUCACCGGACUUGCAGUCGAUGGAGCAAAUCCGCAGGAUCAUGAGGCCCACAGACGUGCCCGACACAGGUCUGCUGUGUGACCUGUUGUGGUCAGAUCCAGACAAGGAUGUACAAGGCUGGGGAGAGAACGACCGCGGGGUCUCCUUCACCUUCGGAGCAGAUGUGGUCAGUAAGUUCCUAAACCGGCAUGACCUGGACCUCAUCUGCAGAGCCCACCAGGUUGUGGAGGAUGGAUACGAGUUCUUUGCCAAACGCCAACUGGUCACACUUUUCUCUGCUCCAAACUACUGCGGGGAGUUUGAUAAUGCAGGCGGUAUGAUGAGUGUUGAUGAAUCCCUCAUGUGCUCCUUCCAGAUCCUAAAGCCCUCAGAGAAGAAGGCCAAGUAUCAGUACGGUGGUGUAAAUUCUGGCCGGCCCGUCACCCCACCCCGCACCACCCAAGCCCCCAAGAAGAGGUGAACAUACAACCGUGGCUCUCCCUCCUCCUUCUCACCUCAUACAACCCCCGUCUGCCGUCAUGGCACCCCUCUGUAACUCCCCUGUAUAGUGAAGAUACAGGGCUUAUCUAAUUGCCCGAAUCUUUUUUUCUCCUCCUUCCCCACUCAACCAACCCCCCGUCAACUCCACUGACAGCUCUUUUCUUAAUGUGUACGUGUACAUAAAUUUGCUGUGACCAA
Pundamilia nyererei is the source of this 1268-nucleotide messenger RNA. RefSeq names its product serine/threonine-protein phosphatase PP1-beta catalytic subunit. Gene Ontology annotation, molecular function: protein serine/threonine phosphatase activity. The transcript has 8 exons. Gene Ontology annotation, cellular component: nucleus; cytoplasm. The record is from RefSeq and is a predicted model, not a curated record. The coding region runs from base 67 to 1050 and encodes 327 amino acids. NCBI's taxonomy places the organism in Eukaryota, Metazoa, Chordata, Actinopteri, Cichliformes, Cichlidae.